AUGACACACGAAUUCCCCCCUGUCUCCCUCCAUCCUCUGAUCAAAGAGGUGGUCGAUCUCCUCAAAUCCCGGAGGGAGACCAUCUCCGUGGCCGAAACAGCAGCCGGAGGCAUCAUCUCCGCAUGUCUGCUUUCCCGCCCGGGAGCAUCCUCAAUCUACAAGGGUGGAGUAACGCUCUACACCCUGGAAUCCCGCAUCGCCUUCGCAGGCUGGACCCAGUCGCACAUCGACAACUACGAAGGUCCCACGCCUGAUAUCGUCGCAGGGCUCGCGCAGCACGUCCGCAACACCCUGCAGUCGACGUAUACCGUUGCCGAGAGCGGGACGGCGGGGCCUACGGGUGGUGCGACGCGGAAUCGGACUCCAGGAUACGUCGCGUUGGCGGUGUCCACGCCACAGGGGCCGUUUACUCGCGAGGUGGAAACGGGGUGCGGGACUGAUCGGGAGCGGAACAUGGUUGCGUUUGCGGAGGAGGCGCUGAAGUUGGUGAGGGAUGUGAUGUUGGGGAAGGCGAGUCUGUAG
This is a messenger RNA of Aspergillus viridinutans, 522 nucleotides long. Its product is annotated as CinA family protein. The coding region runs from base 1 to 522 and encodes 173 amino acids. The record is from RefSeq and is a predicted model, not a curated record. NCBI's taxonomy places the organism in Eukaryota, Fungi, Ascomycota, Eurotiomycetes, Eurotiales, Aspergillaceae. The transcript has 4 exons.